AAAUGAUCUUUACUUUUGAUAUAUAGUACAUUCCUUAUCAACUUCUUUGUAUUAUAUAUUUAGGAACAUAAGACUUUCUUUUCCCUUUCAUCAUCAAAUCUAUUCAUAUCACUAUUCAUUUCUCCUCUUCAAAAUUUUCUUUUCUUUUCUUUUCUUUUCUUUUCCUUUCUAGGAGUUUGAUCAUCAUCAUCAUCACCAUGGAUGAUUCCUUUGAUGAAGAUUGUGACUAUCUUUUCAAGGCAGUUCUGAUUGGAGACUCAGCAGUGGGAAAAUCAAAUCUGCUUUCAAGGUUCUCCAAAAACGAAUUUCGAUUAGACUCAAAACCCACCAUUGGAGUUGAGUUUGCUUACAGAAAUAUUAGGGUUGGUGAUAAACUCAUCAAAGCUCAAAUAUGGGAUACUGCUGGCCAAGAAAGGUUUAGGGCAAUUACAAGUUCAUACUACCGUGGGGCACUGGGCGCUCUAUUAGUGUACGACAUCACACGACAAAAAACAUUCGAAAAUGUAAAAAAAUGGUUGAAAGAACUAAGGGAGUUCGGGAACCCAGAAAUGGUUGUGGUUUUAGUUGGUAACAAAUCAGAUUUAGGUCAAUCAUCGAGAGAAGUCAACGAAGAGGAUGGAAAGGGUUUGGCAGAGAAAGAAGGUUUGUGUUUCAUGGAAACUUCAGCUUUGGAGAAUCUUAAUGUUGAGGAAGCUUUUCUCAAUAUGGUUACCAAAAUACAUGAAAUCACAAUCCAAAAGAAUUUGCAAGCUAAACUAUUAGUGGCCAAUGAUCAAUACCAAACACCCACAAGUCUCAAGUCCAAACAGAUUAUUCAUAUUGAUAGUGAUCAUGAAGUAUCUGCCACCAAACACACUGGUUAUUGUUGCUCUACUUGAUUUUUCUUUUUGUUGAGUUUUGUUGUAUAGCAGAAUUCGAAGGUUAUUUCAUUGCAUGAUUGAGUUGCUAACUAUAUUGAAUUUUGAUUUUUCUCCAUUUGGUCA
Molecule: messenger RNA, 983 nt
Organism: Humulus lupulus (European hop)
Lineage: Eukaryota; Viridiplantae; Streptophyta; Magnoliopsida; Rosales; Cannabaceae
Product: ras-related protein RABA6b
Exons: 2
Coding region: 198-878 (226 amino acids)
Cellular component (GO): endosome
Molecular function (GO): GTP binding; GTPase activity
Source: RefSeq, a predicted model, not a curated record